Molecule: messenger RNA, 429 nt
Organism: Helobdella robusta
Lineage: Eukaryota; Metazoa; Annelida; Clitellata; Rhynchobdellida; Glossiphoniidae
Exons: 2
Coding region: 1-429 (142 amino acids)
Biological process (GO): chromatin remodeling
Cellular component (GO): nucleus
Source: RefSeq, a predicted model, not a curated record
AUGAACCGUAUUACUGAGUCCCAAAGAGGUAAAAUGAAGAUGAAAUUCACAGUUAGAAUUUGGAAUGUGAGGUCAUUAUGGCAAGCUGGAACAUAUGCGAUGCUGAAAAAAGAGCUUGAGAGGUUUAGAUAUGAUGUGAUUGGUUUGUGUGAAAAAGCAAGAAGAGCAUUAAUUGAAUACAAUUCGGUAAAUGACAGGUAUGUCAGAUUCGAAGGAUAUCUAAGAGAUAUUAUUGUGACAGUUGCUUAUGCUCCAACAACAAAUCAUUUGGAUGAUGAAGUUGAAACGUUCUACGAACAAACAUUGAAAGCAUUACCAGAGAAAGAUGUCAAGAUCAUUGUUGGGGACUGGAAUGCUAAAAUUGGAAAUGACAACAUUGGAUUUGAAAAAGUAAUGGAAAAAUACGGUGUAGGAGAUAGAAAUGAUUGA